Penicillium daleae is the source of this 1008-nucleotide messenger RNA. RefSeq lists its product as uncharacterized. Lineage: Eukaryota; Fungi; Ascomycota; Eurotiomycetes; Eurotiales; Aspergillaceae. The transcript has a single exon. The record is from RefSeq and is a predicted model, not a curated record. Bases 1 to 1008 code for a protein of 335 amino acids.
AUGCCCUCAACGCAACACCCAUACCCUGGGUUUUUUACGGCAGGUAAGGGCAUACGAGCCUUCACCGGCCGUCUCCGCCAUGGGCACCCUCAUCCCAUCUUGAUCAAUGCACAAGAUGGCCGUUCUUCCCCCCUGAGAGGACGCACUUCUCGAUGCUCCUCUCCCACAACACCUCCCGCCGAACGGCGUGCAUAUGCAGCACGAGAGCAGGCGCGCAAGGCCAAAACCAAUUCUUCAACCGGCUAUAGUUCAGAGAGGUCGAAUUCGGUUCCACCACGCCCACGUCACACUCAUAGCCAUCGAGGCCAUUCAAAGCAAGAGCCCGAGCCCGAGCAUCUACCAUAUACGCACAAGCACUCGACCAAGCAUCAUCGAAAGGCACCAAAGCCUGGUGAGCCGCCACGACGACAUGAAAGUGAUACCGAAUCCAACUGGAGCACCAACGUGCAUGUCCCAUGGACUACUCAACAUCCGUAUCAUCACCACCACCGCCAUGCAUCCCAUUCCGAUCAUGUCGUGCUCAAGGCACCCUUCACUUGCCAUUGCCCAGAAUGCUAUCAGGCCGCUCAUCGGCCCGUCGAGACAACCAAAGAGGACCACAUGCCACCCAAAUACUUCUACGAGCAUCAUCCACACUCCUUUGGGACUCAUCCAGUUCUUGCCGAUCACCGGGUUCCAUGUCGCUGUGGAUUUAUACACGUCGAGCCUGCCCAGGAACCGUCUUCUCGAUCUACGAGCCCUGGCAAACAUCAAAAGGGACAUCGUAAACAUUCAUCUGAGCCCGAAGAGGUUCGAUCUCAUCGCCACCGGCGUCGCCGACACCGUCGGCACCGCCACUACACGACAGACUCAUCCUCUGACACGACGAAUGACGAUGAGGAGACAAGUUCGGAGAGCGAUGCGGAAACUCGGGCUGGAGGUGAGAAAGUUGAGUAUGAGUUGCCGAAUGAUUGGCGGUUCUGUAAUGAGUGCUGUUGGGGACAUCCCGUAUUUUAUGUCCUGCGGUAG